GUGUAGUCGUCUGUAGGCGGACAGUCACCCUUGUUAACCACGGUUCGCUUAACACGUAUCCCAGGGUAAUCGAUCUAACUCGCGGCCGCUGUCCAACAAUAUGUGAAUCUUCUUCAUAUGCCCCACUGGCUGGUCCAAAACUCCCCACCUGUAGCAAAAUGCGCCUCCCACCAGAAAUCACCGACAGAGUCAUUGACGAGCUCAGUUAUGAACAUCAGACACUCUCGUCGUGUACCCUUGUCUCCCGAAACUUCCUCCCCCGCUCUCGGCUCCAUUUCUUCCGACACGUUAUACUCUCCACGCCUCAAUCAUGCAAAAGAUUCCAUGAGCUCAUUUUGAGCAACCCGUCUAUCGCCUCUCUUGUAAAAUCACUAGAGAUCGACACAGAUCCUAGAUACAAAUGCAAGGAAGACAUACACCUCCACGAGCUCAUCGAAAGGGCACUAUUUCAAAGCUCUUCAGACCGUCAAUGGGUUUGUAGAGAUCCAAUUCUCCAGGACAUUCUUUAUCUGCUACCAAACGUCACUUCUCUCACCACCGGUGCAAUGCGCUGGAGGAAUUUCUCUCGCAUACCUACCGCUCUAUCCUUCGAGCGUGCCCUCUCUUCUAUUGCCAGUGGAAUUACCACCCUCAGGCUCGAUUAUGUGCACUUCGAUUGCCUGACAGAUCUCCUUGACAUGCUCAGCGCAUUCACGAGGCUCAAGUCGCUUUGCCUGGGCACAAUAAUCGCAGCCCCUUUCGCCGCGACCGACGCGGAGCGAGUAUCGUUAGGAAUCGAGGAGCUUGAGAUGGAUAUGGAAGGAAGUUCCCGCGUAGUAGAGAUGUUCUUGCUGCGAGCCAAGCUGGAGAAACUCCGUAGGCUGAGGGUUACGAAAUAUUUUAGCGUGCAAGUAGAGCUCGUUCGGGCGCUGAUGGACCUGACGAAGGAUUCAUUAGAAGAUUUGGAAAUGGGAACGUGUAUUUUACCAGCCGACUGGGCAAAGAGGUGCCCUCCACUCGAUGUGAGCUACCUUAAAUCACUUUGGAUUGAGCCUCCAUCGUGUUCUCUGGCACAAUGGUGGGCGUUGUCUUUGGAAAACGCGGAUGCAAAAAACAUAAACCUAGUCGUGAAAGACUUCGACACGUCACCGACCUUGGGAAGUUCAACUUGAUACGCGGACUAGCAGGUUUUGUUUUAGUCCUCGGGGAAGAUCGUCGCUACAUGUAUAAUU
Messenger RNA from Desarmillaria tabescens, 1211 nucleotides. RefSeq lists its product as uncharacterized. Bases 159 to 1151 code for a protein of 330 amino acids. The record is from RefSeq and is a predicted model, not a curated record. The transcript is spliced from 2 exons. NCBI's taxonomy places the organism in Eukaryota, Fungi, Basidiomycota, Agaricomycetes, Agaricales, Physalacriaceae.